Molecule: messenger RNA, 1475 nt
Organism: Theobroma cacao (cacao)
Lineage: Eukaryota; Viridiplantae; Streptophyta; Magnoliopsida; Malvales; Malvaceae
Source: RefSeq, a predicted model, not a curated record
AGAAACGAAACUAAAAAAACAAAUAAGAAAAAAUAGCACGUAUCAAUUUUGGUUGCGCUCUUCUACGUUUCAAAGAUUCUAUUAUGAGAUAUGCCAUUUCUUUUACUAUAAAUUUGUGAUUUGGUUUUCUUGGAUUUCUAUUUGAUCCUUUAUCAAUUUGGAAUCCUUUCCUGGGUACUAGGGAAUUUAUUUUCCAGGGGGGAAGCCGUUGAUGAUUGUCAAAGUCUUUGCAAUCUCUGCCGUGAUAAUGGAAUUUACAGCAGGCACUGGAAUGAAUUCCAGACGGCGUCCAUUGCAUACCUGUGGAGUUUCAGCCUUAGCCAUCGCUCACAAAUCGUACAUUAAGGUUCAGGAUUUGAACGAAGCAUUAGGAACAAAGGCGAAAAAGAUAGCAACAUUAACCUCACUGGUUUCCUCUCUUGUCUAUGCCCUGCAACAUCUCUGGUUAGCCAUCUUGUCCUACUUUGACGAUUGUAUCUUAGCCCUCGAAGACGCAGUUGAGAGCGUUUUCCCACCUUCAAAACAUGUUUUUAACAAGGCUGAUGAGCUUGUCCAGAUCAUAGAAACUCUGCCUGGAAAGUUUGAUAAUGUUUUGGACAAAUUCCCUGUGAUAAUCGAGCAAGUUCCAUUGCUGGAUUGGGCAUUAGGCCAGGCCAUCUCUUGGCUGAGGUUUUUAACCUCAUUGUUAACUCAAAGGGGUUUAGGAAACGCAAAGGAAAAAGAGAUUGUUGUUGAUAUGGGUUACAAUGAAAGCAAUCGUGUAUCGGCAGCACCAAUUGAUGAAGCAAAGCGCCCUGCAGAAUCCCCAUAUCAUGUUGGCCUUAACAGUGAGGAAACAUUUCCUCCUGUAUCUGAAAAACCAAAAACUGAAUCUGAAAAGGUUAGUCUGCAAGCUAAGCCAAGUGCUGCAAAAGGAACAUACAAAGAAGUACUAGAGCGGAGGAAACAGGAAAUUACAGAAAAGAAUGAAACAAAAAUAGAUGCAAAGAAGGAUGAGAAUCAAAUUGGUACCGAUGUUGUGAAGGUCGAGGAAGCUAAGGAGGAAGCAAGUAAAAGAGAUGGCAUUGUACUGAAGAAUGAUUCCAUCUUAGAGUUAUUUGAUUCUGGAUGGCUUAUGAACAAUCCAGUAGGAAACGCCAUUGGAAGCUCACUACCACGUUCUGUUUCAUAUACAGAAGUACCUGAAAACGAGGGAACAGUCAAGAAUCCCAGUUUGUUGUCAUUCUGAAUAUUAUACUGCCAAUGUUAGCUCAUGCGUCUUGUACAUUUUAGAAUAAUUUUCUUCCAAUUGUUAGAGCAGACUGGUUGCUGCUGCUUUUCUACAUUAUGUGAAGUUAAAUCUUAUAUGUGUUCAUUGUAAAUUUAGGUUCUAAACUCAAACAGAAAUGUAAAAUAGGGAGAAAACUGUAUUAAAAGCAAGUGAACAUCAUCUGUGAAGAAUUCAAUAUGAACUUUUUUUCUUUUUCCUUCAGUUA